AUGGAGACAACAUCCACAUCAACGCCCUCGACGGGGACGAAAUACAACCUUCGCAAUCCCCUCCCCCUCUCCGCACCCCAAGAACAAGAAGUCAAGAAGAUCUUUCACAAACGGGUACGAGCGCAUUGCGCGGAGGAAAUCAAAGCGUUCGCUCAAUGCGCCGUCAAUCGCACGAUAACGGCUACCUGGGUGUGUCGCGAGCAGCGGCUGACGAUGAACUCGUGUAUGCUUGCGCAUGCGAAGCCGGAGGAGGAGGACCGCGCCCGCGAGGAGUGGUUUGCGACGUAUGAGGAGCGGCGGAGGGAGAGGGAUGAGGAGCUGAGGAAGGUGGAGCAGAGGAGGGAGGAGAUUAUUCGGAUGAUGAGGGAGGAUGAGGCUAGGUCGAAGACGAGGUGA
Molecule: messenger RNA, 396 nt
Organism: Aspergillus nomiae NRRL 13137
Lineage: Eukaryota; Fungi; Ascomycota; Eurotiomycetes; Eurotiales; Aspergillaceae
Exons: 2
Coding region: 1-396 (131 amino acids)
Cellular component (GO): mitochondrion
Source: RefSeq, a predicted model, not a curated record